CCCAGGGGAGCUUCACUGUGCUCAACGUGUCGCCUUCUUCAACAAUGGCUUCAAAACUUCUACUGAGUCAACUCAGAAACAUCACCAGACCAACUCACCACCGACUCAUAAACCCUAAUUUCAUCUUUCUACUGAAAAAUCAAACGCUCAUCCACUCCAGGCCAUAUUCAGAUGCUCCGCAACCACCUCCAGUCGGUUCCAAGCCUUCACCGACUAACGCCGAUAGUGCUCCUACACACAAGAAAAUUUCGAGCUCCUUAAAUCAAGCUGAACUUGCUAAAUUCUCCGCCAUUGCAGAAACCUGGUGGGAUGCUGAAGGGCCGUUUAAGCCAUUGCAUGUGAUGAACCCUACAAGACUUGCCUUUAUAAGGUCCACAUUAUGUCGCCAUUUCGGGAAGGACCCAUAUAGUGCUAAGCCUUUUGAAGGACUGAAAUUUGUGGAUGUUGGUUGUGGAGGGGGUAUUCUGUCUGAGCCUUUGGCUCGAAUGGGUGCUACUGUGACUGGAAUUGAUGCUGUGGAGAAGAAUAUCAAUAUUGCUCGACUUCAUGCAGAUUUGGAUCCAGGGACUUCAUCGAUUGAGUAUCUUUGCACAACAGCUGAAAAGUUGGUGGAAGAGCAGAGGAAAUUUGAUGCUGUAUUGGCUUUAGAGGUUAUUGAGCACGUAGCAGAACCUGCUGAAUUCUGCAAGUCAUUGUCAGCACUGGCUGUUUCUGGUGGGGCUAAUGUGAUUUCAACAAUUAAUCGUUCCAUGAGAGCAUAUGCAACUGCCAUUGUUGUUGCCGAGUAUCUCUUACAUUGGCUACCCAAGGGCACACACGAGUGGUCAAGCUUCCUUACCCCUGAAGAACUUGUUCUAAUUCUUCAACGGGCCUCCAUCUCUGUUCAAGAGAUGGCAGGGUUUGUGUAUAACCCUUUGACAGGAAAAUGGUCUCUAUCUGAUGAUAUCAGUGUAAAUUUCAUCGCUUACGGCACAAAAAACAUUGAAUGAGCUAAAUCUUCAGCUGGAUCAAGCUACAGUUUUGUCGAGGUUUAUAUUGUUCCUAAUCGCAGUUGACAAAAAGAUUGGAGUCCACCAACCAUCUCCAUCUGGUGCUUAUAUAUUAUAGUGGUUAGAGGCGGCUGCUGUUGGGUGGGAUACUAUGAACAAACAAUUUUGUUUGGUCGCUACAUAAUCCACAGUAACUUUUGUUCAAGACUUUAUGAAUUUUAAGAAAGCACACUGCCGCAAUUUGCAAUGCAAUUAGUAGGUGGCAGUAUUUGUUUUUGGGGAAUGGGAAGUGGCUAGGCUGCACCAAAGCUUCCGUAGUUGUUCUAUUCUAUGCCCGGAAUUGAAAGCAGGAUCGUUGAGCAUCCCAAGACGCAAGUGAAUGGGCCUACUUGAACU
Messenger RNA from Coffea eugenioides, 1385 nucleotides. Its product is annotated as ubiquinone biosynthesis O-methyltransferase, mitochondrial. The record is from RefSeq and is a predicted model, not a curated record. The transcript is spliced from 9 exons. Gene Ontology annotation, biological process: ubiquinone biosynthetic process. Bases 45 to 989 code for a protein of 314 amino acids. NCBI's taxonomy places the organism in Eukaryota, Viridiplantae, Streptophyta, Magnoliopsida, Gentianales, Rubiaceae. Gene Ontology annotation, molecular function: 2-methoxy-6-polyprenyl-1,4-benzoquinol methyltransferase activity.